CAACUGAUGGAAUAAAAACGAAUACAACUCUCAAAGCUUCAGCAGUCAAAAAGAAGAAUGUAGAACAUGAAGAACACAAACGUCCAAGAAAAAGAAUGAUGAGCAAUUAUAAGAAAUCUUCUUGGAGCACGGGAAACUGGGGUGGUGGCGGCGGAGGGCAAGGAGGAGAGGGAAGCAGUUGGCAGAGCAAAUGGGGUCAGGGUGCUAGCCAGGGGAAUACGGGAAUGGGUGGUGGAGGAGGGGACAGAAGUUGGCAAAGCCAAUGGAGUUUUGGAGGUGGUGGACAGGGUGGAAAGGGAGGGGCUAGUUGUGGUCAGGGAGGGGCUGGUGGUGGUCGGGGAGGUGGGAUGAGUGGCGGGAUGGGUGGUAGGUUGGGCGGUCAAAUGGGAGGGGCUGCGGGCCAUGGUGGUGGUGGAGGAGGAGGGAUGAGUGGUGGAAUGGGUGGUGGUGGAUUUGGUGGAGGAGCGCGUGGUGGUGGUGGAGGACGAGGGAUGAGUGGUGGUAUGGGUGGUGGUGGAUUUGGUGGAGGAGCGCAUGGUGGGGGUUUUGGAGGAGGAGGGAUGAGUGGUGGAAUGGGUGGUGGUAGAUUUGGUGGAGGAGCGCAUGGUGGGGGUUUUGGAGGAGGAGGGAUGAAUGGUGGAAUGGGUGGUGAUGGAUUUGGUGGAGGAGGGCGUGGUGGUGGUGGAGGAAAAGGGAUGAAUGGUGGAAUGGGUGGUGGUGGAUUUAGUGGAGGAGCGCAUGGUGGGGGUUUUGGAGGAGGAGGGAUGA
Messenger RNA from Paramuricea clavata, 768 nucleotides. The record is from the annotation of a GenBank genome assembly. NCBI's taxonomy places the organism in Eukaryota, Metazoa, Cnidaria, Anthozoa, Malacalcyonacea, Plexauridae.